Molecule: messenger RNA, 2112 nt
Organism: Westerdykella ornata
Lineage: Eukaryota; Fungi; Ascomycota; Dothideomycetes; Pleosporales; Sporormiaceae
Product: UDP-galactopyranose mutase-like protein
Exons: 5
Coding region: 81-1703 (540 amino acids)
Source: RefSeq, a predicted model, not a curated record
AUCACAGCUCCCACGCCCCCCAAUCGCACUCCUCUCCUUAUUCUUCCUCUGCUACUGCUGUGUUCCUCUUCGAUCGUUACAUGCUCAACUACGCACGUCAGACCUUGAAGCGUGUUCCAUCUUUUCAGGAGUUGCUGCAAGGGAAAAUGGGUUCGACCAGGGAAGAGAUCAACGUAGACGUCCUCGUCAUUGGCGCUGGCCCGACCGGCCUGGGGGCAGCGAAGAGGUUGAAUCAGAUUGAUGGCCCCUCGUGGUUGAUUGUAGAUGCCAAUGAGACUCCUGGCGGCCUGGCCUCAACCGAUGUCACCCCUGAGGGCUUUCUCUACGAUGUCGGCGGUCAUGUCAUCUUCUCCCACUACAAGUAUUUCGACGACUGCAUCGACGAGGCUCUGCCCAAUGCCGACGACUGGUACACGCACCAGCGCAUCUCCUACGUCCGCUGCAAGGGACUCUGGGUCCCCUAUCCUUUCCAGAACAACAUCUCAAUGCUGCCAAAGGAGGAUCAGGUGAAAUGCAUCGAGGGCAUGAUUGAUGCCGCCCUCGAGGCCCGCGUCUCCAACACCAAGCCCAAGGACUUCGACGAGUGGAUCUUGCGUCAGAUGGGCACUGGCGUUGCAGACCUCUUCAUGCGCCCUUACAACUAUAAAGUGUGGGCCGUUCCCACCACCAAGAUGCAAUGCGCAUGGCUCGGCGAGCGUGUCGCCGCUCCCGACGUGAAGCGAGUCACCUCCAACGUCAUCCUAGGCAAGACCGCAGGUAACUGGGGUCCCAACGCAACCUUCCGCUUCCCUGCCCGUGACGGCACCGGCGGUAUCUGGAUUGCCGUUGCGAAGACCCUUCCAGACGAGAAGAAGCGAUUCGGCGAUCACGGUGCUGUCACCAAGGUUGACGCCGAUGGCAAGAAGGUGACACUAAAGGAUGGUACAGUGGUCAACUACCAGAAGCUGAUCAACACCAUGGCUGUUGAUAGUCUGGUUGAGAAGAUGGGCGAUAAGUCGCUCAUCCAACUCAGCAAGGGCCUCUUCUACUCCUCGACUCACGUCAUCGGGGUCGGUCUUCGGGGCGAGCGUCCUGCAAAUAUCGGCGACAAGUGCUGGUUGUACUUCCCAGAGGACAACUGCCCCUUUUACCGUGCGACCAUCUUCUCCAACUACUCCCCCUACAAUCAGCCGCAGAAGGACGUCAAGCUCUCGACUCAACAGCUUGCCGACGGCUCAAAGCCCAGCUCUAAGGAGCCCAAGGAAGGACCGUACUGGUCCAUCAUGCUCGAGGUGUCGGAAUCCAGCAUGAAGCCCGUAGACCAGGCCAACCUCCUGAAGGAGUCUAUCCAGGGACUCAUUAACACCGAGAUGAUCAAGCCUACAGACGAAAUCGUGUCCACCUACCACCGCCGUUUCGACCACGGCUACCCCACUCCGUCGCUGGAGCGCGAGGGCGUGCUCAAGGAGCUCCUUCCCGCUCUCCAGGCAAAGGAUAUCUGGUCACGCGGUCGCUUCGGUUCCUGGCGCUACGAAGUUGGUAACCAGGACCACUCGUUUAUGUUGGGCGUGGAAGCCGUUGACAACAUUGUCAAUGGUGCCGUUGAGUUGACGCUCAAUUACCCCGACUUCGUGAACGGUCGCCAGAACACGGAACGCCGCCUCGUCGACGGUGCUCAAAUUUUCGCCAAGAACAAGAACAAGAACAACAAAGCUCUAGACUAGAUUAGUGGAAACGAACAUGUCGAUGCUGGCAUGGCAUGAUGGGAUGAAAUCCCGGUAUAGGUUGCCGUUGUGCUUCUGGGAUAGGAGUAAUGAACAUUUUGGGUGUAGCCGCAACGAUUGAUAUGAUGGUUGUUUAUUUGGGGGCUAUCUGGGAGCGGGUUCAUGAGAAUAUUUUGGCAUGGCUGCAGUGGCUCGCAGGAGACGUAUCUUCUCCGUUCAGCGUAACGUUGUCUACAACCUUCCAAGGUUGGAAUGGAACGGUGUCGCUUUGGCCCGAUUUAGAGAUAGACGUAUAGAUGUAUGGAUUCUAAGAAGAAUUCCCGGGGAGGAACGCGCUUGGCUCAUCGGGGAAGUGAUUUGUGACCGGCUCGAGGGGUUUCUCUUCCGUUGACGCUUGCCACCAGUAGGG